AAGUGGAGCAGCCGGGACUUGAACCAGCGCCCAUAUGGGAUGUUGGCGCUGCAGGCGGCGGCUUUACCCGCCGUGCCACAGCGCCGGCCCCGCCGUUAUCUUUUAAUUGCAUCUUUGUGAACUGUGGGAGCAGCCAUGCGGGACACGGCGGGUGCGCCGAGUGCUGAGCCACGGCCUCUCACACGGUUCCUUUUCGGUGAAUUUUAUGUGGCCCUGGUACCUGGGCAGUGAGAGGUGACAGAGAGGUGGUUCCGUGUUCCCGGGGGGACCCAGGCGCCCCGCAGGGCUCCAGGAGGCCUGGGUAGCCCCAGCCUCAGCCCCCUCGUCUGUGGAACGGGCACGAGGGAGAACAGCGAGGGGACACGGGGCCCGGCCCCCUAGGCCGUCGGGACUGAGGUGACGUUGACGCGAGCAGGCGCAGCUCCUGGGGAACCCGAAGCCCUGCCAUCGCCCACGGAUGUCCAGGGGACCGAGAGGGAGCCGGGGACGCCGCAGGGCUGGGGGCGGGGCUGCACAGCUGGCGGGGGUGCAGAGGCUGGAGCCCCCUCCCGUCGCCCGUGGGAGCCUCGCACCCCCUGCACCCCCCGUCGGGCGGCUGGAUGUGACACCAGCCUUUCUCCCCGGUUCUCCGCUGUCUGCUCCUUGCUGGCUGCCACCUGGGGCUGGAGCAGACCCUCUGCUACUCGGGCCCUCCCAGAGCCCCCCAGCCUUGGGGAGACAGAGCCAGGUGUGGGCCCUGUGGGGUCAGCUCGGGGCCCGAGCUGCAUGGUUGGGAGCAAAUGGGAACAAUAGAAAAGACUUCCUGGAGGAGGGGCUUUUGAGUGGGGCGUUGAAGAAUGAAUAGGAGUUCCCCAGCUAAGGCCGAGACGCCCUGUGACCCCCUCUCCCCUGGCUGGGAUCUCGGUGUUUGUUUUCCUGGUGGGGAAACUGAGGCGCAGUGGGCUGACAUGAUUUGCCAGAGCCGGGCCUUUCUGGGUUUUGCUGUUGUAUCUUUAACCCUUUGAUUCCAACCAGACUGGGGAGAGAGGGUGUCCCGGGGAGCGAGGGGCGGCAGGGGGCUGAGCCCGUGGUGGGGGUGACACCCCCUCUGUGGAGGAGGGCGCUGGGGUUCAGAGACCUGCGCCCCGCACGGGACAGGCCCGGACCCUGCUCCCUGUCCCAGCUCCCUGGGGGGCAGCAGUGACGGCCGAGUGCCUGGACCCCCGCCGCCUGCCCGGAUGACCCGGAUGGAGCUCCUGGCUCAGCCCUGGCCACGGUGGGCAUCUGGGGAGUGACCCAGUGGGUGGAAGACCUCUCUCCCUCCCUCUCUGUCUCUGUCUCUGUCUCUCUCUGUCUCUGUCUCUCUCUCUCUCUCUCUCUCUGCCUUUCAAGUAAAUAAAUACUGAAAACCAACAAGAAGCCCCUCGCCCGCAGGCCGUGGGAGCAGGACGGGUGCAGCCGCCUCUGGUCCCCGCGAUCGAUCUCCCGCGGCCUCCGCGCCCGGCCAAGGCCACUGGGAUUACUCAGCCCCGCUGGCUGCACCACGCGCCUGGCCCCCACCCGCUCACACAGCGCCGGCCCCCAGCCUCUGCCCCCAAGCAGACUGGGUCAGGGUGACCAGGUGCAUGUCCUGAGCACCUACUGUUUACCCAGAGAAUCACACGGCAGGGCCAGGGCCAGGGCCGGGGCUGGGGGUGGUGGUGAUGCAGUGCGGGGUGGGGUGGGGGCCUGGGCACCCCCGCCCCGUGCUCUGCCCGGCGCCGGGGCCCGGAAUCGCGAGGGUCCCAGUGCAAGGGGUCCCAGCACCUGGUGGGGGCGACGCCAGCCCUCCUUGCGCGGAGCUCCCGGGGCCCUAAAUUCCCUGCUACCUCCUCCCGGGGCUCCACCCACGCCCUGGGCCCUGGGGCAGCCUCUUCCCUGCCCAGGCUCUGGGACCGCCCUGGCCGGAGAGGGCUGCAGGUCCCGGGCAGAAGGCACCAUCAGAGGGGGCUUCCUGGAGGAGGGGCUUUUGGUGUGGGGUUUUGGAGAGAGCUUAGGAGCUCUGCCAAGCCUGGCCCUGUCUUUGCUCUGCCUCCCACCCAAAGGUUCCAGGGCUGGUUUUUUUCCGUAGCCGGAAGGACUGGUCCAGGCUGGCUGGUUCCGGUCCUUUCUCCCCGGCGCAGUCUUUUGAUCCCAACUAGGGGACCGGGAAAGACGGCCGUGGCUUCACCUCGGGUCUGGACUUGGUGACCCAGGAGGCUCGGCCAUUGUCCCCUCCUACAAAAUCCCGCCACCCCCGCCGCUCCCAUUGGAGCGCGUCCCGGGCCCUCGUGGCGGCCUGACCAGCGGGCGGGGGCGGGCGAAGUCCGGGGCUAUAAAGCGCCGGGCGCGGGCCCGGUGGCCACUGUGUCCCCUGGAGAGAGCGCGCCAGCCAUGCCCGGACAGGGGCCGCCGCCGCCGCGCGCUCAGCUCCUGCUGCUGCUGCUGCUGCUCCUGCUGGCCGGGCCCGCGCCGGGCUCGCCGGGACCCCCGGAGGCCAGCGCCCCGGCGGACGCCGCCCGCUUCGGAGAGUUACAGGAGCCGGACCUGCUGGCCCGGCUGCGCGCCAACCGGAGCCGCGAGCUCGGGGCCGGCCCCGGCAUCCUCAGCGCCGAACGGCGGGUCUCCCUCCCGCGGGCCGCCGCGACCCCGGCCAUCCCCGAGACGUCGCGCGUGCACCGCGCCCUGCUCCGGCUGUCCCAGACGGCGCCCAGGACGAGGGGCGGGACCCGGCCGCCGCCCCUGCCGCGGUGGCGCCCGCGGCCCCUGCGGGAGCUGCACCUGCGGGCCCACGCCGCCAGGGGGCGCCGCAGCGCGCGCGCCGAGGACGACUGCCCGCUGGGGCCCGGGCGCUGCUGCCGCCUGCAUCGCGUGCGCGCGUCGCUGGACGAGCUGGGCUGGAGUGACUGGGUGCUGUCCCCGCGCGAGCUGCGCGUGGGCGUGUGCGUGGGCGCGUGCCCGCACCUGCACCGCGCGGCCAACACGCACGCGCAGAUCAAGGGGCGGCUGCACCGCCUGUGGCCCGACGCGGUGCCCGCGCCCUGCUGCGUGCCCGCCAGCUACGAGCCCCUGGUGCUGCUGCACCGCACGGACAGCGGGGUGUCGCUGCGCACCUACGAGGACAUCCUGGCCCGGGCCUGCCACUGCGUGUGAGCGCGGGCCUCGGCGCGGCGGGCGAUGGGCGCGCCCUCGGACGGCUCCGCCCGCGCCCCUGCCCGCCGCUGGUCGCUAUUUAUGUCUUUAUUUAUUACUAAUUUAUUGGGGUGCUGUCUGGGGGCGGGGUUGAAAGAUCGUGUAUUUAUUGAAAAUGCAUUUAAAAUAAACGUGCCCGAAGGCUC
Molecule: messenger RNA, 3335 nt
Organism: Oryctolagus cuniculus (rabbit)
Lineage: Eukaryota; Metazoa; Chordata; Mammalia; Lagomorpha; Leporidae
Gene: GDF15
Product: growth differentiation factor 15
Cellular component (GO): extracellular region
Molecular function (GO): growth factor activity; cytokine activity
Source: RefSeq, a predicted model, not a curated record